AUGGGUCUGAAGGGGGCCUGGUGUUUCCCGUGGUGUGGGUGCCGGAGACAGCGGGGGACUGAAAGAGGACCAGGUCUGAAUUCUGCGUCUCCUCGAGACCCUAGCCCAGCUGUAGCACCCAUUAUGGCUGAAGGUGGGCUGCCUUCCCCAGGGGCUGGAGCUUACUUAAGCAGGAAAGCACGACUCUCCUUCCGCCACCAGCUGCAUGACAUGGCUUCAGCCAACGACUCCACUAUUUGAAGUGGAAAACCAGGGGCUGAAUCUCCAAGACUUGGCAACCUUUUGUUAUCCCAUUUCUGUGGUCCCUUCAAAC
Jaculus jaculus (lesser Egyptian jerboa) is the source of this 313-nucleotide messenger RNA. RefSeq lists its product as uncharacterized. The transcript is spliced from 2 exons. The coding region runs from base 1 to 240 and encodes 79 amino acids. NCBI's taxonomy places the organism in Eukaryota, Metazoa, Chordata, Mammalia, Rodentia, Dipodidae. The record is from RefSeq and is a predicted model, not a curated record.